AGCCGGAAGGAGGCAGGGACCAGCCCCCACCCCCCGCAGCAGCUUCUCCGGGACUCUCUCCAGCCUCCCUCUCCGCUGCUCGGGGAGCCUCGGGAGGUUCCUCCCCAAUGCGCGGCGGGGAAGGAGCGCGGCGAUCUCGCUGAGGGGCCGGAGCCGAGCGCUCGCCGGGUCCCAGCCCGACUUCCAGGGGCGCGAGAGGCGGGAUUUGCGGAGUAUGCUGGCGGGCAGCAGGCUCCCAUGAUGAGAGGGUGGAUCCUGCUUCUCGCUGUGCUCCUAGCUCCAGCACCAGUUACGGCACAAAAAAGAAACCAAGGGACGUGCAUCAAUGUCUAUGCGGCAGACAUCGUGUUCCUGGUGGAUGGCUCCUCCAGUAUCGGGAGGACCAACUUCCGCAUGAUCCGAGCCUUCAUGGAGGACCUGGUCAGGCCCUUUGUCCAUGUGGUCGGUGAGAGCGCGGUGCGAUUCGGGGCAGUGCAGUACAGCGACGACCCCAAGCUCGAGUUCACGUUCUCCCAGCAUCCCAACGGGACGGAGGUGAAGAGGGCCAUCCAGCAGCUGAGCUACAAAGGCGGGAACACACGCACGGGCGCCGGUCUCCGGUACAUCGCUGACAACUUCUUUGGGCCCACUCAGGUCCGGGCCGGGGUCCCAAAGGUCUGCAUCCUCAUCACAGAUGGCAAGUCUCAAGAUGACACCGAGCAGCCCUCUGUGAAGCUGAAGGCUCAGGGCACUAAGGUCUUUUCUGUGGGGAUCAGGAGUGCAGACCGCGCGGAGCUCAUGCGUGUGGCCUCCACUCCCACAGAGGACUACUUCUUCUACGUCAAUGACUUUAAGAUCCUGGGCACCCUGCUGCCGUUGGUGUCUCAGAGGGUGUGUGCCAGCACCGGAGGGGUCCUGCAGACGGGUCCACGGGUGUACAGUGGCCCAUCCAACCUGGUCUUCGUGGAGCAGGCGGUCGACAUGCUGAGGAUCCGCUGGACUGCAGCGGGCGGCCCGGUCACAGGCUACAAAGUCCAGUACGUGCCGCUCACGGGCUUGGGGCAGCAAGUGACAGCAGAGAUGCAAGAGGUCAGCCUGAGUCCCGGGGAGACGAGCGCCGGGCUGAGCCAGCUGAGAGGAGGAACGGAUUAUCUGGUCACCGUCAUCGCCCAGUAUGCCAACAGCAUCGGCGAGUCGGUCUCUGGCAAAGGACGCACUGGGGCCCUAUCUGGAGUGUCAAAUUUCCGAGUGGUGGAGGCUGGGCCGUCCUUCCUCAGACUGGCCUGGGGAGCUGCUUUGGAGAACUUGCAGGGCUACCGGCUCACCUACGUGGCCCGAGGUGAAGCUCAAGCGGAGGAGAUGAGCCUGGGAGCCAACGCCGUGUCCGUCACGCUCAGCAACCUGCGCCCCAACACUGACUACGUGGUCACGCUUCAGCCUAUCUCCCCGCGGCAGACGGCAGCACCGGCCCAGCUAACCGGCCGAACCCUGCGUUUGGAAGGGGUGCAGCAGCUGUCAGUUCAGAACAUCUCCCAGCAGAGCAUGCUGGUGACCUGGCGGAGUGUGAGUGGAGCUACUGGAUACCGGGUGUCCUGGGGGCUCCCCUCAGGCCAGGACAUUCGGAAAUUUGAUGUGGAUGCCAGCAAGAAUUCCUACCUGCUGACAGGGCUGCAGCCAGACACGGAUUACCUGCUGACGGUCACUUCACUCUACGGGCAAGUGGAGGGGCCCCCAGCCUCCAUUAGGAGAAGAACAGAAACAGGCAUAGUCCAGUCCCUGAGGACCGUCAUUCUGGGCCCAACAUCCAUCCAGGUGGCCUGGAACAUCAUCCGCGAUGCCCGUGGCUACAGGCUGGAAUGGAGAAGAGCAACAGGUGCUGAGCCCCCACAGACUGUGUCCCUGCCCACCAACAUCAACAGCUACCAGCUCACCGGCCUGCAGCCAGCCACGGAAUAUCGCAUCACCCUCUACACACUGUAUGACGGGAGGGAGGUGGCCACACCUGUAACCAUCUCCCAGACAGGAGUGGAGCCCCCAGUGGGCCGCAUUUCUGACCUGCGGGUCAUUGAUACCGUGGGGAAGAGGAUCCGGCUGGCCUGGACUGGGGUCCCGGGUGCCACCGCGUACAAGAUUGUGCUGCACAACUCCCAGGAUGGCAGUGACAAGACCAGGCAGAUCCCAGGCACCCAGACCACGCUGGAGCUCGAGGACCUGAGAGAGGAGGUCACCUAUGUAGUGCGUGUGUCAGCCCUGAUUGGCAGGCGCGAGGGCAGUGUUGUCCCCAUCAGUGUCCGCAUUGAGCCAUCAGUGAGCAGCGUGUCCAACCUGCAAGUGGUGCCUGUGGGCGUGGGCCGUGUGCGGCUUCUGUGGAGUGCCAUACCCAGGGCCACUGAGUACAAGCUGGUGAUCACCAACAGGCAGGAUGGCUCAGAGGAGACCAGGCGCGUCCCCGGCAACCGGAAUUUCUUUGAGCUGCAAGAUUUGAAGGAGGGAGUCACAUACCUGGUGCAGGUGACAACCCUGAUGGGCAGCCAGGAAAGUGAUCCUGCCACUAUCACUGUCCAGCUGGAUCCCCUGUCUGUGGGCAGCGUCACCAACCUGCGGGUGGCUGAGAUGAGACCCAACCAGCUGAGGGUCGCAUGGAGUGGGCUUCCUGGGGCGACUGGCUACAAGUUGACGUGGCAGGCGAGUGAUGGCCAGGCGAUCUCCCGGGUCCUGCCAGCCGACAGGACCUCCUUCAGCAUUGAGGAGCUGCAGGCCGGGGCCAUCUAUGUUAUUGGGGUCUCGGCCCUGGUUGGCAGCAGGGAAGGCAGCCCCAUCACCAUCACGGCUAGAACAGCUCCGGAGCAGGUGGGGACAGUCUCCAGCCUCAAGGUCCUCUCGUCCAGGAGCAACGUUGUCCGGGUCACCUGGGUUGGAGUGCCUGGGGCGACAGCCUACAAGGUGGUGUGGAGCCGGCGAGACGGGGGCUCUGAGUCGAGCAAGAUGGUUUCUGGUGACACCAGCUCCUUUGACAUUCUCAACCUGGAGGGUGGAGUCAGCUACACCGUGAAGGUCACAGCACUGAUUGGCAACCGCGAGGGUGACCCUGUCUCCAUCGUUGUCACCACACCAGCAGAGGUGGCCCCCCAGCCUGUGGGGAACCUGCGGGUGAUUGACUCCUCGGACCAGCGCAUUCGCCUCACCUGGAGCCCGGCGCCGGGCAGCACCGGAUACCGCCUGCGCUGGAGGCCAGCAGAUGGGGGGCCGGAGAGGAGCCAGCUGCUCGCCCCCAACGUCAACUCCUACGACAUCGAAGGCCUGGAGGUGGGAAAGCGCUACGAGAUCUGGAUCACCAGCCUGGUGGGCAGCCAGGAGAGCGAGACAGUGGGCAUCGCUGCCAACACUGCACCGCUGGGCCGAGUCACCAAUUUCCGGGUGACGGAGACCCGAGACAAUUCUGUGACCUUGGCCUGGACUCCGGCUCCCAGAGCCACCGGCUACCUCCUCACCUGGAAGCUGCCCAGAGAGGGAGGCGAGACACAGAGUACACUGCCUGGGUCAGCAACUUCCCACCAGGUGUCGGGGCUGCGGCUGGGGCACAGAUACCUCUUCACCAUCCGGCCGCUGUUUGGGAGCGCCAGGGGCGCGGAGUCCACCGUCACCGACCGCACAGUUUGCAGGGACGCUCGCGGUGACAUCAUCUUCCUAGUUCAUGGCACGCGGGACAGUGCCUACAGCGCCGAGACCGUCCGUGCCCUGCUCUCCAACACCGUCUCAGCGCUGGGCCAGCUGGGCCCCGAUGCCUCCCAGGUGGGCCUAGUGAUCUACAGCUACCGCAGCAUCCCAUGGGUCCUGCUGAAUCACUCCAGUGACCUGGGCGCUGUCCUGGAGCGGAUCCGCACCAUGCGCUACGAGGAGCCCAGCGGCAAUGCCCUGGGAGCUGCCAUCAACUUUGCCAGGACCUACAUGCUGAGCCCCAGUGCAGGGCGCCGGCCUGGUGUGCCAGGGGUGCUGGUGGUGCUGGCAGACAGCCCCUCUGGUGACGAUGCCAUUGGGCCGGCCAGGGAGAUCAAGGCAGCAGGGAUCCAGGUGCUGGCGGUGGGCAUGGACGGGGCAGAUCGUGAGCAGCUGCGCCGCAUUGUCACCAAUGAAGACCCACGCCAUGUUUUCUAUGCCAAGGAUUCGAGGGCCGGUCUGUCAGAGCUGGAGGACAGGCUCGCCAGCACCCUCUGCAGGAUGACUGUCACGGACAGGCUGGAGCCCUGCACAGUUCAGUGUCCCAAGGGUGAGAAGGGGGAGCCCGGCCAGACUGGGCAGAAAGGACGCAUGGGGCAGCCUGGCCCCCCUGGAGACCCGGGGCUCAAUGGGCUUCCGGGCCCCCCAGGACCAAUGGGGCCACGGGGUGCCCCAGGCGAGAUCAUCGAGCGGCCAGGCCAGAAGGGGGAAAGAGGAUUCCCAGGAGCGGAUGGGAUCCCAGGAAGCCCUGGUCGCCCUGGAAACUCUGGCUCUCCUGGCCAGCCGGGUAGACAAGGCAUUCCCGGCCUCCGAGGUCUCCUGGUAGGUAGAGCUCCCGCUUCCCCUUUAGCCUUGCUCCCUGCUCUGGAGGGGGAGCAGGGCCCAGUGGGGCCUCCCGGGCAGCGGGGAGAGAAAGGCGAGCCGGGAGAUCCAGGAGUGAUUGUGAACGGAGGAGGGAGGCUGCCUGGCCGGAAAGGGGAGCCUGGGAGUCCGGGAAAUCCUGGCAUCCCUGGGAACCCUGGGCCUAGAGGAGCGGUCGGUGAUCCAGGACCUCCUGGGCCCAUUGGACCUCCAGGGCCAUCAGGACCUGCCGGAGAGUUUGUCAAGGGGGCGAAAGGCGAGCGAGGGGAGCGGGGCCCCCCCGGGCUGAUUGAUGGGGUAUCUCCCGGAGGAGAGCCAGGCAUCCCGGGCUUGCCUGGCGAUCCUGGUUCCCCUGGGCCCCGGGGACCUGCUGGGCCCCCAGGACAGAAAGGAGACAAGGGUGAUGGGGAAGAAGGUUUUCCAGGGCCGCCAGGUCGCCAAGGGGACCCAGGAGAUCGGGGCCCAAGAGGACCUCCAGGUGAACAAGGAAGCAAGGGAGACCGCGGGCAGCCGGGAGAACUCGGAGAAGCAGGGGAGAAGGGCGAUCGCGGACCCCCUGGGCCGGAAGGGAAGAAGGGGGAGCUGGGAGCUCCAGGCCGCCUGGGCCCAGCAGGCAGAGAGGGAUUGCCAGGACCGUCCGGCCCCCGAGGGGAAAAGGGGGAUCAAGGUGCUCCUGGGGAACCUGGAAAGCCGGCUUCCAGCGUCUCCGGAAUCAAAGGAGAGAAGGGUGACAGAGGCCCUGCAGGAGCAGAGGGGGCCCCGGGUUCCAGGGGAGACGCAGGAGAUAAAGGAGACCGCGGCCCCCCUGGAUUCAGUGUCACUGGCCCACCUGGCCCCAAAGGAGAACAGGGUGACAGGGGGAUUGUCGGCCUCACUGGCAAGAGUGGCCCAAAGGGUGACCCAGGGGAACCCGGUGAGAAGGGGGAGCUGGGGAGACCAGGAGCUCCAGGGCAGAUGGGCCUGCGAGGGAAGGAGGGUGAACGUGGUGAGAAGGGUGACGAGGGGACCCCAGGAGAGUCGGGCCAGCCUGGAAAACCUGGCGACCGGGGCCCCCGGGGCCUACCAGGAAACCGUGGCCUCCCCGGGGACAAGGGUGACCAGGGAGACUCUGGCGAGGAUGGCAGAAAUGGCAGUCCUGGAGUACCAGGGGCCAAGGGCGACCGCGGGGAACCGGGGCCGCCUGGACCCCCAGGACAAAUUAUCAAUUUGGAACCUGGAGGAGGAAUUGGAGAGAAAGGCGAGAAGGGGGUGCCAGGGGACCCCGGAGAGGAUGGGAUGAAGGGUGCGAAGGGCGAAGCUGGGGUACCUGGCCUGCUUGGAGAGAGGGGGAUUGAAGGUCCCAGAGGCCCCCCCGGAGCUCGGGGUGACCCUGGAGACCGAGGCCAAUCAGGAGACAAGGGAGACCGAGGCCCUCCGGGGCUGGAUGGCCGGAACGGCUUGGAUGGCAAACCUGGGCAAAUGGGCCCUGCGGGGCAAAGGGGUGACCCAGGCAAGCAGGGUGACCCCGGCCGAGAUGGGCUGCCAGGCCAGCGAGGGGAGCAAGGUCCCCCAGGAGCCAUGGGCCCCCCGGGACCACCAGGCUUGGCUGGCAAACCCGGCGACGACGGCAAACCCGGCCUGAAUGGGAAGAACGGAGAAGAUGGGACUCCAGGAGAAGAUGGGAGGAAGGGGGACAAAGGAGAAGCUGGCGCCCCUGGCAGAGACGGUCAAGAAGGCCCCAAGGGCGAGCGAGGAGACCGUGGGGCGCCAGGCCCCUUGGGACCUCCUGGUGUCCCCGGUGUACCUGGGCAGGUUGGACCCCCAGGCCAGGGUGCUCCAGGCCUUGCUGGGGCUGCCGGACAAAAGGGCGACCGAGGAGAGGCUGGAUCCAAAGGAGAACAGGGCAGACCUGGGGAUCCUGGACAACGUGGUGAGCCUGGGACCGUCUCGAAUAUUGAACGUGCCCUGGAAGCCUAUGGGAUUAAGAUUGCCUCGCUCAGAGAGAUCACUGGAGCCUAUGACGGCAGCACUGAUCCAUUUCUGCCCUACCCUGACCGCCGGAGAGGCCCAAAGGGUGAUAGGGGAGACUCAGGGGAGAGGGGACCUCCAGGCAAAGAGGGUGUGAUGGGCUUUCCUGGAGAGAAAGGGCCCAAGGGCGACAAAGGAGACCAAGGCCCUGCUGGCCCCCAAGGCCCCAUGGGACGUGCUAUCGGAGAGCGAGGUCCAGAGGGGCUGCCUGGCCAGGCAGGGGAACCUGGCAAGCCUGGAAUCCCAGGGGUGCCAGGGCGGGCCGGGGAGCUCGGAGAGGCUGGCAGGCCUGGCGAGAAGGGCGAUCGGGGCGAGAAGGGCGAUCGGGGAGAGCCGGGCAGAGACGGCGUGCAGGGUCCUCCAGGGCCCCCGGGACCCAAGGCAGAUGUGGUGGAAGGGAGCCUCUCGGGUCUUCCGGGGGAGCGUGGACCCACAGGACCCAAGGGAGCCAAGGGAGAGCCCGCUGUGGAUGGCGAGAGAGGACCCAAAGGAGAUAAGGGUGAACCUGGGCAGAAGGGGGAGAGAGGAGAAGUUGGCGAGAAAGGCAGGGAUGGCAGCCCGGGCCUCCCAGGAGAAAGAGGCCUUGCUGGGCCGGAAGGAAAACCGGGCCCGCAGGGCUUUAGAGGGCCUCCCGGCCCAGCUGGCAACCAGGGAGAUCCAGGGCCACCAGGCUCAGCUGGGCUUGUUGGACCGCCAGGCGCUCAGGGCCCACCUGGAAUAAAGGGAGAUUCCGGUGAGCCUGGCUCCAGCAUUCGGGGCUUGCCCGGGCCCCAGGGGAGCGUCGGCCUCCCAGGUCCCUCAGGCCCCCCCGGCCUUGUGGGACCGCAGGGCGCCCCAGGAUUGCCAGGACCAGUGGGUGAGACUGGAAAGCCUGGAGUGCCGGGGAGAGAUGGAGUGCCAGGGAAGGAGGGAGAACCAGGGCUGCCUGGGAAAAUGGGUGUGCCAGGACCCACAGGCCCUGCCGGACCUAAAGGAGCGCCAGGGGACGCCGGGCUCCCAGGACAGACGAUUGUCGGUCCUCCUGGGAUGAAAGGCGAGAAGGGCGAAUCCGGAGGGACUGAAGGGAACCUGCUGGGUGAACCGGGUGCCAAGGGCGAGCGAGGCUUACCGGGCCCCAGGGGAGAGAAGGGGGAUCCUGGAAGACAGGGGGAACCUGGAGACCCUGGGGAAGAUGGAGCCAAAGGAUCCCCUGGAGUCAAAGGGGAAAAGGGUUCGGUUGGCAUUGGCCUGCAGGGACCCCCUGGACAAGAUGGGCCUCAAGGUUUGAAGGGUGACACUGGCUUACCUGGCCCACCAGGAUCCCCGGGCUUGCCAGGCAUCGCAGGGACCCCCGGCCAGCCAGGUCUGAGGGCAGAAAAUGGACAGCCAGGCCCACCAGGGCCUCCAGGAGAGAGGGGUUUGAUUGGCUUCCCUGGAAGAGACGGCACCUCUGGCUCACCAGGGCCACCGGGGCCCCCAGGGCCAGUGGGGGCACAAGGCGUCCCAGGACUGAAGGGUGACAAGGGGAACGUGGGGGUUGGACAGCCAGGCCCUAGAGGCGAGCGAGGAGACCCAGGGCCACGGGGUGAAGACGGGCGCCCAGGGCUGGAGGGAGAUCGUGGGCCUGCGGGGCCUCCCGGAAACCGAGGGGAGCGUGGUGACAAAGGAGACGUUGGAGUUAUGGGGCCCAAAGGAGACAAGGGUGAUACCGUCAUUGUGGAGGGGCCGGCUGGAGUCCGGGGGAGCAAGGGGGAGCCGGGAGACCGCGGUCUGAAGGGGAUGGAAGGGGAAAAAGGCGACAAGGGUGACCCGGGCCUCCCAGGAGAGAAGGGAGGAAGGGGCGAGCAAGGGGAGAAGGGCUCCACAGGCUUCCCAGGAGCACGCGGCCCCGGAGGGCAGAAGGGUGAAGUUGGCGUAUCGGGAGACCCCGGAGAGUCGGGCCUGCCAGGAAAGGAUGGAAUCCCAGGAUCCAGAGGGGAGAAAGGGGACAUCGGGCCACUGGGAAUGCGAGGCCCUAAGGGGGAUCGGGGAACAAAAGGUGCCUGUGGCCAGGAUGGAGAUAAGGGGGAGAAGGGGGAGCCGGGGAUUCCAGGCCGAAUGGGACUUCCAGGAAGGAAGGGCGAGCUGGGAGAGCUGGGCAUGCCUGGAACCCCAGGAAUCCCGGGGAAAGAAGGUCUCAUGGGACCCAAGGGUGACAGGGGAUUUGAUGGUCAGCAGGGAGCCAAAGGAGACCAGGGAGAGAAAGGAGACCGGGGUACUCCAGGCAUUAUUGGCUCCCCAGGCCCUAGGGGCAAUGAUGGAGCACCUGGCCCACCUGGCCCCCCAGGUAGUGUUGGCCCUAAGGGCCCUGAGGGGAUUCAAGGGCAGAAGGGUGAAAGAGGCCCCCCAGGGGAGUCGACUGUAGGGACCCGAGGCGUCCCUGGGAUUCCAGGAGAGAGAGGAGAUCAGGGGAAUCCGGGACUCGAAGGCUCAAGAGGAGAGAAGGGGGACCCUGGCAUGACGGAACAAGAGAUCCGCGCAUUUGUCAGGCAGGAAAUGAGUCAGCACUGCGCUUGCGGAGGGCAGCUCUCCUCUUCUGAACCACGUCUUCUCCCCAACUAUCCAUCCACCCAACCAUUCCCAUCUGUUAAUGCUCAUCUAGUCCCUGUGCUUAAGUUGUCACACGCUGAAGAAGAGGAGGGGGACGAGGUGCGUGUUGUGAACACAAAUGACCCUGAGUAUGAGCAUGUCUACGCAAUGGAGUACUACGAAGAGGGCCUGGAAGCUGAUGGGACAGAGAGCACCAUGCUGAGCGAUGCUGACCUAUGCAGCUUGCCCCUGGACGAGGGAGACUGUAGCAGAUUCACACUCAGGUGGUAUUAUAACCAAAAAGUGGCAGAGUGCCGGCCUUUCGUCUACAGUGGCUGCAGGGGGAACCUCAACCGUUUCUACACCAAGGAGGACUGUGAUCUCCAAUGCAGGCACCAGGCAGAUUCAGAUGCCCAAAUUGCUGCUGACAACACAUCAGAUACGAAGAGGAAUGCGUAAACUGCCCUGUUUUAGUGGGGUUUCCCUGUCCAAGGGGGAACUGACCAAAGGGAGAGAAGACCCCACCUGCCCUCUGAGUGAAAGACUUACAGGCUCCUACAGGGGAACCUACCCUGGGCCUGCCCCAGGUCCCAGCCACACAUGGUGCGUUUGGUCUGAGACUCUCCUUGUUGCCAUCUCUGCUCCCUACAGCGCUGCCCCACAUGCCAGCUUGCUGGAGCAGAGACUUGGUGCUAUUUCGCAAUGAGUGUUUGUGCUGCUCUUGGUUUUACUUUUCUUAUUAUUUUUAAAUUAAGGUGAAAUUUUUAUCAAAUGGAAAAAAAUAUCUGUAACCUCUUUAAAAAGCCAACAGUUCUGAAUUAGAGCUUUUUAACUUAUUUGAUGCUGAUUAAGAACACACAGAAUGCGUUAGCCGGUCCAAACCUGUUCAUAUUGCCACUUGCUUUAUUUCUGGUUCAAAGGCCUGUGGGCCCCUGGUUGUGAAAUGGACUAGCCAGCUUGAAUGUCUCCUAGCCAAACUGCUCCUGUGGAAUUGGCGAACCACUCACUCAGUGAGCAGAGCUGUGAAUGGCAUCAUUGCACAAAGCCCCUGGAUUCAAUGCCAAAGUUUGCAUGAUGUUAAUUCUCCAAAGGGUAAAAUCAUCUUGGUUUUUGCGUGGAAGCUGCCCCCUUCCAUCCCCCAGGCACUGGAAAUGCUCCUUCGUGGCUUGUAACGCUGUGCUUUCUUUUCUCUUGCUGUUUGUCUUUUGGGGGGACUCGUUGGGCUGUUGGCAAUUCCACCCUUGGGGCUGCCAAAGGAAUAGAACAUACAGGCUGCCUUCCUCUCCUGGCAUAUCCCAGGCAUUUGGACUGUAUCAGAGAGGAGGAAACACAACCCAGUUGGGCAGCCCUUGAAUCUUAGAGAUGCGAUCUCACGGCUUGGAAGAGAUUGGCCAGGUGUCAGUUCUCCUCAAGCCCCAGCAAGAGCCAGAGCCCAGGAACCUUCUCUAUAGGCAAUUCCACCAUUCUCAGCCUAACUCUUCUCUUAGCUCCAUGCUCAGAAGCCCUCGCAGACAAGCAUGUUGCAAAUAGCAAAAUACGGUUUACUGCUUAGCAGCGGAGAUCAGCCUCUCUCUCAUGGUCUGUGCAUUUCCCUCUGGAUCCCCAAGAAACCUGUUCUGCUCCAGAACAGGAUUUGCCAAAGGAAAGGACCUGGUUGGUGUCUCAAACCUCCAUGCUCUGAUAGGACCAGACUGUUUGCAUGCUCCAUUCGCCAUCAUCUCUGCCUUUUUUUCAAACAAACCAUUUUAUAGUAACUAAGGGUGGUGGGUAGGGCUUGUUAAAGGCACUUUCCUGUUGGCCUCCACCAAAUCCUGGAUGUUAGCUACAUCUCCCGUGUGCUGCUCCCCUGCACUGUGUGCUGCUUGAUGUCUGCAAACAUUCAGUUGGGAUAAAACAGCUGGGAAAUUCAAUUCACACCUGACUGGACCUCCGGUGCAAUUUUGUGCCCAGGCAAAGGUGAUUUUACAGAGGCCCCUGGGAAUAUCCAAGACCUCCGAUUAAAGAAAAGAAAUCAGGAUGUUGUAAAAAUUAAUUUUGGAUUCCAGAUAAAUUCUAGUCAGGACCAUUUGCAAAUUUCACACCAUGUAGAGACUUGGGAUUUGGAAAAUCAUGAUUUUUAUUUAAUUACUAAUUGAAUUAACCUCUCAGGUUCCAGGCGGGGGCUUCACAGGGGUUAAGGCUGUAACAUCUGUGCUUGUUAUGCCACUGGGGGAGGCAUAGACAGCUGUGAAAGAGCAACAAAUCUGUCAAAGGAGACAUUCCCCACCUCCUCCAAAAUAAAUUUCAUUUGAAGAAGUUUCACCUUAAUCCUGAACAGUAACCAACAUUCUCAAGCAAGAGUGACAGUAUUGGAAGAAACCCAAACAAAGGCCAGAGCGUGUUUGUGUACGCGUGUGUGCGCGCGUGUGGAUUUGUCUGUAUGAUGCACAUUGAUCCACACCCAUUUUAACAAUGCUUUUCUUGAACCUAGUGGUGCUGAACCAUGUUAUGAGAAUAAUCAGGGAAACACUGAGGAUGGUGCUAUGCUAUUGUAAGUUCCUGCCAUCAUACGGCAUUUUAAAAAGCUUUGUAAAAACUGUUUGCAAUCCCGGUUUUAUACCAUCACCCCUUUCCCCACCCAAAACGCUGUGCCCCCGGUUGGAUGUGCUCGCACUCUCUUUCAGUUCUGUAAAGUGUCAAUACAAACCUCCCAUCUUUACACAGCUGUUCUGAAAAGGGAAACAAGGGUAACCGUCAGAUCUGAAACCAUUCCAAUGGGUGGGUGUAUAUAUGAUCUCUAUAUAUUGCUGCACUGUGUGUGUAUAUAUGUAUACAACAUGUGUCUGUGUGUCUGAAUGCAAGGGAGGUGUCAUUUAAAGCUGCAGUAAUUGGAAUCUGAUGCAGUUAUUGUAAUGAUCGCUAACGAGGGAACACCCUGGGCUAAGACACAGGCAUAGACAGAUUUCACUGGCUGGUCAGAAGUUAGGGAGCCACAGUGUGACUUUAAAAAGAUUUUCUGUAGUCAUCGGGUCAUGUUCCUAUGGAGUGGCUUGAAACAGGUGUAGUUGAGGGAAAUGUGACUGGUGUUUCGAGUCUAGGUACAAAGUGCCUGGCUUCGUGUGGUGGGGCAGUCUCUUGCUAUUGAAAGAUUGCCUGGCUGAACAGUACAGAGUAAGAACUAUGCCUGGGAAGACAUGCGUAUGCAGCACUGUUGUGAUCUCAGUGCAUUUACUGUGGAUCUCCAUUUUGAUUACAGUUCAGAUCCUUACUAAAGACUACUACUACUACUACUGUGUUUUCUGGUAAUGGCCCAAUUCUGAGGUCUUGGCUCCUGACACAGUCCUAAGUAACCAGCAAUAUCUUAGCGGUGCUGAUGUGUCAUGUCACCUGCCCAGCUGGAAUUGUGCUGUGAUGCUUUCAGCAACCUCCUCUGAAUUUGUCAGGCUUAGAUCUUCAAAGAAUGGGUGUGAGUGCGAAGCCCCCUGCUACAGUAAUGGGCACUAAAACAUCUGACUCGGUUGAGGACAGACCUUCUCCCUGCCUGCAUGGAUUGCCCACUCCCAUGGGAUGCCUGGUCAGUGCCAGUGCUUUCACAGGUAUUCAGCACUGUGCAAGAAUGACAAUGGAAACAAUCUUUCAGCUUUUUCCAUAAAGGUCUCCUGGAAAUUGAGAACCACCAUCCUCCUUACAUCUGGGCUCAUGUGACCUUGCUGUAGAUCAUUACUAAAGAUAAAGUGUAUCAGCAUGUUCCCUGCCUCUUUUGGGGGGAAGUGUUUGUUAGCAUCCAGUGGUGAGUUUCACUUCAGUGUCACCUGGCAACAGCUGACAGAGGCAAAAAUACCACCCUGCCUGGCAGUGACUUUAGAAGAUUUGUCUGGAUAGAUUCAGAGAAGGGUGACUAGAUGCAAGUCAUGUUGGGUGGUGGUUGUUUUUUCUGUCAAGUGCCUUUCAUGACAUAUGGUGCAAAAACUCAAAAUCUGGCAAAUAAAAGUUUGUGAUACCUCA
This is a messenger RNA of Malaclemys terrapin pileata, 13095 nucleotides long. It is a transcript of the gene COL7A1, whose product is annotated as collagen type VII alpha 1 chain. The record is from RefSeq and is a predicted model, not a curated record. The transcript has 121 exons. Gene Ontology annotation, molecular function: protein binding; serine-type endopeptidase inhibitor activity. Bases 238 to 9570 code for a protein of 3110 amino acids. NCBI's taxonomy places the organism in Eukaryota, Metazoa, Chordata, Testudines, Emydidae.